UUCCAUGUCGCCCACGGUCGCCGGUAUUCACCUAUUUCAACUGCGCUGAAGGCUUGAGAGGAGACCACAGACUUCUGUGGAGGAGACUGCCGGGUGGAGAUUCAUUGUAGAAGCUGGUGACUGUAAUAUUGCGCUGAACGUCUUUCAGUCCGCGUGGAAUUCUCCAAGUUCAACAUGCCUUCCUACAAGCUGACUUAUUUCCCCGUCACUGCAUUGGCCGAGCCAAUUCGAUUUCUGCUAAGCUAUGCCGACAUAGAAUUCGAGGACGAGCGUUUCGACAAGAACGAUUGGCCGAAACUUAAACCGACUAUGCCAUUCGGCAAAGUACCCGUGCUUGCAGUAGACGGGAAGAAGAUCGAUCAGUCCGUAGCUAUUUGCCGUUAUUUGGCGAAGCAAUGCAGUCUUGCUGGCAAGAACGAUUGGGAAUCUCUUGAAAUCGAUUCGACCGUCGACACCAUACACGAUUUACGCACCAAUAUUGCUGGUUUCCACUAUGAAAGUAACGAACAGGCUAAAGAGACGAAACUUAAAACUGCUAAAGAAACAACGGUGCCGUAUUACUUGGAGCGUUUGGACGCUCAGGUGAAGAAGAACGGCGGUUACUUCGUUGGCGGUGCUCUGUCGUGGGCCGAUCUCUCUUUCGUCGGUCUUUUGGACUAUUUGAACUUCAUGAUGGAUGAGGACAUCAUCGAGAAGUAUGAGAAUCUGAAACAACUACAAAAGAAGGUCGAAGAAGUACCGGCCAUCAAGAAAUGGAUCGCGAAGCGUCCGCCACCUAUGUAUCCGAAUUAAUGCGAAUUGCAUAAAAUGAUGAUUGAGUUUUCGACAGAAUCGAUUAUUCGUUGGCGGUGAUUUGAAUAAAAUAACGAGUUUUUUUUCUUUGUGAAGUAAUUUCUAUUUACGCCAGGCUAUAUAUUAGAUUCGAGAACUACACAUUGAAGUUGCAAUUAUAUAUUUUAUCACUCGUUGUAGACUUCUUACUCCUAUUGUCAAACGACAAAUAUAAGACUGUAACUGAAACUCGAACAAACUCCAUAUGUAUCUCAAUAAAUCAAUACUUUUACAAUU
This is a messenger RNA of Vollenhovia emeryi, 1068 nucleotides long. RefSeq names its product glutathione S-transferase-like. The transcript is spliced from 4 exons. Gene Ontology annotation, molecular function: glutathione transferase activity. Gene Ontology annotation, biological process: glutathione metabolic process. Lineage: Eukaryota; Metazoa; Arthropoda; Insecta; Hymenoptera; Formicidae. Bases 175 to 792 code for a protein of 205 amino acids. The record is from RefSeq and is a predicted model, not a curated record.